Messenger RNA from Bipolaris oryzae ATCC 44560, 483 nucleotides. RefSeq lists its product as uncharacterized. The coding region runs from base 1 to 483 and encodes 160 amino acids. The record is from RefSeq and is a predicted model, not a curated record. The transcript has a single exon. NCBI's taxonomy places the organism in Eukaryota, Fungi, Ascomycota, Dothideomycetes, Pleosporales, Pleosporaceae.
AUGAUUUACCUGCUCGUUCGAUUCGUCAAUCGGCACAAGAGAAAAGUUAAUACCCGACAAGACUUCGAGCCGAGGCUUCUCGACCCCGAAAGCGGUCGCGAGUCUCGUCUAUCGCAUCGACUUUCCCGGCAGCAAGAGCAGCGAGAAGAUCUAUUGCAACACUACUCAUCAGUAUCACGGCCACCAUCUAUCGAACUUCUUCCCGAGAUCAAGACUAGUUCCAGUGAUGACAGAGCAAGUGAGUGGCUGGAACAGGGUGUCGCUGAUAAGGGGUUCGAUGUGGUUGACGGGGACCUUGGAGAAAAGAAGCCCGAGAUGCGACAAGUUGCAGUCAUGAAACCGAAGAAACACCUGAGGUGGGAAUGUACAGACGAAAACAUGGAUGGUCGUGACAGAACGCCCAGCGUAGCCGAAAAUACAAAAUAUGACGGAACAGUAUGUACGAAAUACCAGUCGGAGAAGGCACUCGAUGUUGCUGUUUGA